AUGUCCCAGGCGAGCACGCUCACGGUGCGCGGGACCCUCUUGUGUGUCCUGGCGGGCGUUGUGCUGGUCCUGGUGGCUGUGACCACUGACCACUGGGCUGAGCUGAGCCACAACGCCACCUGCCAGGCCACUCACUUUGGCCUUUGGCGGAUUUGCACCAAGCCCCUUGCAGGGGGCGGCCUUGAGCCCCGAAGCUGUGGAUCCACUGCCAGGCCUGGGGAAGGAAACUGCUCCUACUUCAGGCACUUGAACCCCGGCGAGAGCCUGGAGAGCUUCCAAGCUCAGAAAGAUUAUAGUGUCUCUGCGGCCGCCGUCUCCAUCUUCAGCCUGGGCUUCGUCAUCAUGGGGACCAUCUGCGUGUUCCUGUCCUUCAGGAAGAGGCGGGACUACCUGCUCAGGCCUGCAUCCAUGUUCUACGUAUUUGCAGGUCUCUGCGUCUUCGUCUCGGUGGAGGUGAUGCGGCAGUCAGUGACACGCGUGGCCAGCAGUGUGGACGCUGCCGGGACCCGGAUCCAGUACAGCUACUCCUGGUCCUUCGCCUGCGCCUGCGCCUCCUGCGUCCUCCUGGCCCUGGGCGGCCUGGUGCUCCUGCUCACCUCCCUGCCACGCCUGCCCCGAAACCCCUGGGAGUCCUGCAUGGAUGCCGAGCUCGAAAACUAG
This is a messenger RNA of Sorex fumeus (smoky shrew), 660 nucleotides long. It is a transcript of the gene CACNG1, whose product is annotated as calcium voltage-gated channel auxiliary subunit gamma 1. The transcript has 4 exons. Lineage: Eukaryota; Metazoa; Chordata; Mammalia; Eulipotyphla; Soricidae. The record is from RefSeq and is a predicted model, not a curated record. Gene Ontology annotation, cellular component: L-type voltage-gated calcium channel complex; membrane. The coding region runs from base 1 to 660 and encodes 219 amino acids. Gene Ontology annotation, biological process: calcium ion transmembrane transport; regulation of calcium ion transmembrane transport via high voltage-gated calcium channel. Gene Ontology annotation, molecular function: calcium channel regulator activity; voltage-gated calcium channel activity.